This is a messenger RNA of Ilyonectria robusta, 2733 nucleotides long. RefSeq lists its product as uncharacterized. The transcript is spliced from 2 exons. NCBI's taxonomy places the organism in Eukaryota, Fungi, Ascomycota, Sordariomycetes, Hypocreales, Nectriaceae. The record is from RefSeq and is a predicted model, not a curated record. The coding region runs from base 1 to 2733 and encodes 910 amino acids.
AUGGCCUGGGGCAAGACAAAACCAUACGAACCUGGCAUGAUUGGCAGCAAGCCAGCAUGGUCAUUCAAGAGGUAUUUUUUCCCAGGCUCUGGACGCCCACCCCACUCCAAGUUGUAUCAAGAUACGCCGUCCUGUAAAGUCAUCAAGACGACGCCCGAGUCUCAGCUGGAUGACGAUAUCCUCCCGAUUGCAAGCCAGUUUGCCGCAAUGCGCCAGACUCAAGAUUUCUCCAUUAAUGGGUCGUGGAAUCCCUUAAUGACUGGCAAAACAACACAAUCUUCACCUCUGGGGAUGGAUACGCAUCUGGAGGCAGCCUCAAAUAAUGGCACCCAACGCCAGAAUGCUGCACCGGCCCGCGUACUACAGGCGCAAGGUCCAGACCCUAUCCCCGAGCAUCCCAUUUCCGAUUCACACGCACCAUUGUCUUCGUCACCAACGCCAAUGUUCCAGCACCAAUUCUUGACCGAUGAUCAAAUGUUCACGACAGCAGAAGUCGGGGACAAAGAUGUCCCUUCAUCGCCGGAUGAGCCAGAGGAUGGAAUGGGCUCCUUUCUCGAACUCCCAGGCGAAGGAGUCGUCUCUCGAGUACCCGACCCAGUCGAGGCUCCAUCAAGCCCAAUGAUGUCGAACGGCACACGAAGUAGGCUCCAAUCUCCAGCAGAGCUGUCGUCGUCGCCUCGUCCGCCCCAGGCAAAUAUCACCAAAAGGGCCGAUGGUGUCACACAGCCAGUUCCCGGCCACACGAGUAGAGCCGGAUUCCGCCAAUUCAACGGCCACACCGGAACCGCGCAAAAUGAGGCCAAUGCAGCGUCGAAGAUGGCAGGACAAGCCGCCAGGUUGGCGGUUAAAAUGAACGCUAUGUCAUUUGAUGAUCAACGCAGCACUCCUAAAGUCAAUCGUGUGCCGGUCGACAGCGGAAACUUCCAGAACAGUCCUUCACCCAACGAUUCCAAUGGCGGUACGAGGCAAAAAGAACAGCGUACACGCCGAAUGUUAUCGCGGUUCACUCAAAAGCGCGACUCGCAGGAUGACAAACCGAAGCAGCUGCAAAAGCCAGAUCCCCAGGCAUUGAACUUUGACGGCUUCAGCGACCAAAAACGCGUGGAUGUGUUCCUAAAGGACUACAAAGUUCCCAGGAAUCCCCGUCUUGAUCCUCUAUCAACGCUCCUCGGAUGGGUGGAAUUGAAGCUAGAGGAAAGCAAGAAAAAAGAAGACGAAUUUAAUCAGCAAGCCACAUCCUUAAACGGUCAGAAGAAGGAUAUCGCCAAGCUGAGAGCAGAGCUGUCGUCAAUGCAGGGCGCUCAGGGAAAAUGGGCCCAGACGCAGCAGAAGAAUCAGGAGCAGCUGGAAAAUGCCAAUAAAAAGAUUAACAACCUUCAGCUUAAUCUUCAAAAGACGCGGCAGGCCUUCGCAACUACUAAGAGUUCGCUCGAUGCCACUGUCUUUGAGCGGGAUCAAGCUCGGACUGAUAACAAUCAACUUCUUGAAGAAUUCAAAGAGAAAGAACAAGCACAUCGGAAUGUUCACCAACAGGAGAUGUUGCGUCUCAGGAAAGAACACGCCGGCCAAAUUGAGACUCUCAGACACAAGAUCAAGCAAGAGAAAGACCAGGCGGAAUCCAGGGUGGCCAUCCUGUCGCAAGACCACCGAGAGACGAUUGAGAGGAUGAACACUGAAAGCAAACAGAAGGAACAAGGACAUCGGAAUUUUCACCAAAAGGAGAUGUUGCGUCUCGGGAAAGAACACUCUGGUCAAAUUGAGUCUCUCAGACAUCAGAUCAAGCAAGAGAGAGACCAGGCGGAAUCCAGGAUAGCCAUCCUGUGGCAAGACCACCGAGCGACGAUUGAGAGGAUGGAGGCUGAAAGCAAAGAGAAGGAUGCUCGCCAUGAAAUCUUGAUGAUGGAGUUGCAGCAGAGACACGACGAUGCCAUGAAUACGCAAACGAGAACCCUCCAGGACCUGAGGCGACACAUGGCCAACUACAGCAACACAGGUAGCUACACAGCAAUCUCGGACGACGAGCUUCGCGGCCACUUCCAGCUACUCACACGUCGCAUCAACAACUUGAUCAAAUGGGUUCCGCGUCCAGGGACCUACGCGGUCGAGGAGCAUCUCGAUCCGAAUGGCUUCCUGACGAGAAAUUCUCAACAGGGCGGUCGAAAUUGGCCAAAAUUUGUGCGGAGCAUCUGUUGGCGAUCCAUCAUGCGCGGCUUCUACUGCCGUCAGCUUGGCUUCGAUCCCAGUGGCCUAAGUGCCACCCUUCCCAACACCAAAGAGCUAAAUACAUGGCGCGCCGGCUUCUUCGAUGCCCUUGUAAAGGCGACUCAGCACGGUGCAAUCGGGCAAGCAGACAACAAGUACGUCCGUCUCUUCCGCGCGAACGUGGAGUCCGUCACCGAGGACCUCGUGUCUUCGCUUCAGCAAGUGGCACAGAUCCGCCUUGAUCCAGGGAUAUGGGAAGAGGUUGCCGGCUUUGUCGAGGGGCUCGGCACACUGGCACUUGAGAUGGGGUCACAGCGGGCCCACGUAUACCUUGAGACGUGCGAAUACGGCGAGGACAUUAUCGUGGGCGACCGCUUUAGAGACGAUGCGGAGCUGGGCUACGAGAGGCUGACGGUGGAUCUCAUGACACAGCCAUGUCUGAGGAGGGUGGGCGAUGGACGGGAGGAUUUGACGACCCAGAGGACUAUUGUCAAGGGUGACUUUGUAGCGUUAAAGCCGGGGGUGUACUGA